AUGACAUUCGUCAGCUUCAACGUUCCAGCAACUGCUCUGUCGUUAUUGUUAGCCUUGAUAUCUGCCGAACCACCGCCGACUUUCGCUAUGAGCGGUUUCAAGGGUAUUAUGAAGGAUGGGUGGCACCCGAAAGGCCGAGAAGGGAAAAAAGAGGGCUGGCGUAACGACUUCAAGGGCGUCAACCAAGUGGCAGGAUGGAUGGGCAAAGGAAAAGACCCUAAGGAUGAAGAGAGGGAAAACCACGUCUCCCGGCCGCUUUCAUCGCUCAAAGACCCCUCCUCCUUCGGCCCCCCGCCCAAACAUAUCAAAUACCACGGAGCGGCGGCGCUCCCCAACGAAACCACCCCGGAUCGCAGUGGAUGGGGUGCGCCUUUGAGCCAGACACAGAUAAAUAACUCGUACGCCCAGAAGCAACAAGAAGAAGAGGAGCAAAGGGGGAAAGAGGACGAAGCUGCGAAACGGCCUCCUGUGCCAUACCGCGCGAACCGAACAGGAAUCGAUCCCAGCACUCUCCCACCACCCCCAGUCCGGCGGGUUGGCUCAGUAGCAGAAUCAGCACCGACCUCCGCAAGCCUUAGACCGAGACCGAGUGUUCCGCCCCGUGUACCACCUCGGACCAACUCCUCCUCACCGGCCUCGCACACGCCUCCUCCUCCUGCUUACACCCCCAGUCCGCCAGCCGCAGAGCAGCCCCAGGCCGCAGAUGGCUACCUGAACCAAGCUGCUACAUCGCGUCUUCAGCAGGCAGGGGUAUCUGUUCCGGAGCUUGGCAUUGGCAACAGGCCUUCGAACCCGACCUCGCCAUCAUCGGGUUACAAUCAGGCUCCGAUGAACGAGCUCCAGAGCCGAUUCUCUCAAAUGAGAACUAACUCAGGGUCGUCUCCAUCGCCUGCACUGCCGCCAGUCCAGCAAAUCAGUCAGCAAACCCAGUCACCGGCCAACUCGACCUCUAAUGUCUCCAACGCCAAGUCCGCGUUCAAUGAUUUCCGGUCCAGGCAUAGUGAUCAGAUCGAAUCCGGAAAGGCAAAACUUAAUGGGCUCAACCAGAAGUACGGAAUCACCGAACGGAUCAAUAACACUCUGAACAGCAAGUCAGACAACGCGGGACAAGCUCCUCCCGUUCCCCCGCAUCCAAACUUGAGUCGUUCGACCACCAGUUCUAGCUCGGAAACCGCAUCUCUAGCUCAGAGAAAAGCGCCUCCACCACCUCCGCCCCAGAAGAAGGCCCAGCUACGGUCGACGCCUGUCAAUGCGGGAUCACCAGCGCCGCCUCCACUUCCGCUCGGUACUAAACCCCGCUGA
Messenger RNA from Aspergillus mulundensis, 1302 nucleotides. RefSeq lists its product as uncharacterized. The transcript is spliced from 2 exons. Lineage: Eukaryota; Fungi; Ascomycota; Eurotiomycetes; Eurotiales; Aspergillaceae. The coding region runs from base 1 to 1302 and encodes 433 amino acids. The record is from RefSeq and is a predicted model, not a curated record.